GGAGCUAUUGAAAUUCUACAUUUUUUUUAAAAUUUGUGUAAAACCAUGUGAGAUAAAAGUGGACAAACUAAAGGGUGUGCAAUAUGAAUGGUAGACAGUGGACAUUCUGAACCUUGUUUGAAGUCACUAGGUCACAUGACCAAGGAGCUAUUGAAAUUCUACAUUUUGAAAAAUUAUUUUAAAUUCUUGUGAGAUUGAAAAUGGACAAACUAAAGGGUGUGCAAUGUGCGUCUAUGCCAUCGGGUUAGCUACAACCAGUUUUGAAAGUGUUUGGAGUAAUGGUUAAAAAGCUAUUGAAAUUUGAAAAAUGUAAUUUGUCACUAUGUUGACGGUCCCUAACUGCUGUUGGUGGACGUGAGGAAAACUACAGGCGAAUAUCCCACCUGAAACUGUCUUUACCUCGGUGUUCCAUGCUUCGUUUCAGAAGAUAAUCAGUCACCCAUUCAUAUCUUAAGCACCUAUAUAUGGUAUUCGCAAUGUGUGGUAGCGUUUGCAUGACUUGCAACUACUGGUAGAGAUACUGACCUGGGUAUCUUGGUUACUGCCCUGCCCAACGAGGGUGCCUGAUCUGUGGGCUUCAGAAGAGGAACAGCUCCCUGCUUUAAGGGCCUGUUAUAAACAAACCCCUUCAAAUGCUGCACAGACUGGCUGUGUUGUCUGAGAAGCAGCUUGCAACUGGACUGCAUGGAUCUGAUGAGCAAACAUGAAGGUAAAAGCUAAACUAUGUGGCUGCCUGUUGGCUCUGGGUCUUGGAGUAGGCCUCUCCCAGUACCAGUCUAAAAGUCACACAAAGCAUUACAUCCAGCAGGGCAGGUCAACUAUAGUCCACCUGUUUGAGUGGCGCUGGAAUGACAUAGCUGAAGAGUGUGAGCGAUAUCUGGGACCCAAUGGAUUUGAUGGAGUACAGAUCUCCCCUCCCAGUGAGAACGUGGUGGUGACUAAACCAUGGAGACCGUGGUGGGAGAGGUACCAGCCAGUCAGCUACAACCUCUGUUCCCGCUCUGGAACCCAACAGGAGCUCCGAGACAUGGUCUGCAGGUGCAACAAUGUCGGGGUGAAGAUCUAUGCAGACGUGGUCAUUAAUCACAUGUGUAUGUCUGGCGCGGGCGAGGGGGAGGGCAGACACCGUUCGACCUGUGGCUCAUACUUCAAUGCCAGCAAGAGGGAGUUCCCAUCUGUGCCCUACUCUGCUUCCCACUUCAACGAUGACAAAUGCACCACCAGCAGCAGAAAUAUUGAGACUUACCAAGACAUUUAUCAGGUGCGUAACUGUCGUCUGCUAGGUCUUCUGGAUCUGGCGCAGGACAAGGAGCAUGUGAGAGAGAGGAUAGUGGACUACAUGAACAGACUGGUGGAUAUGGGUAUAGCAGGUUUCAGGGUGGAUGCAGGUAAACACAUGUGGCCUGAGGACCUGAAGAACAUCUACAGCAGACUUCACAACCUCAACACCACCUGGUUCACACAGGGAUCCAGACCACUCAUUUACCAAGAGGUUAUCGACCUCGGUGGCGAGCCGAUAAAAGCGACAGAAUACUCUGGACUGGGCCUUGUCACAGAGUUCAAGUAUGGUACUAUGCUGGGCUCUGUCAUCCGCAAGUGGAACCAAGGGAAACUCUCUGACCUCAAGACGUGUGGUGAGAGCUGGGAUCUGCUGCCCUCAGGCGAGGCAUUGGUGUUUGUGGAUAACCAUGACAACCAGAGAGGGCAUGGUGCAGGAGGGGCCUCCAUCCUCACCUUCUGGGAGCCCAGAAUGUAUAAAAUGGCCGUGGCUUUCAUGCUGGCCCAUCCCUAUGGAGUUACGAGAGUGAUGUCAAGCUACCGGUGGGAUCAACAUGUUGUGGAUGGGAAGGACCAGAAUGAUUGGAUAGGUCCUCCCAGCUUCCCUGACGGCUCCACCAAGCCUGUCCCCAUACAGCCAGACGGCAGCUGUGGGGAGGGCUGGGUGUGUGAGCACAGAUGGCCCACAAUCAGAAAUAUGGUGAUGUUCCGUAAUGUUGUCGAUGGAGAGCCCUUGUCUAACUGGUGGGACAAUGGGGGUAACCAGAUAGCUUUUGGACGAGGCAACCAAGGCUUCAUAGUUAUCAACAAUGAUAACUGUUCCCUGGAUGUGACGCUGUACACCGGCCUUCAUAGAGGAACCUACUGUGAUGUCAUCUCCGGUCAGAGGUCAGGGGGGCGUUGCUCGGGGAAACAGGUGACCGUUGGAGGGGACGGGAGAGCACACUUUACCAUCAGCGCCUCUGACCCGGACCCUGUCAUAGCCAUUCACACGCACUCUAAGCUGGAGUAGGAGCUAAUAACACUGCACUUUAUACCACACUGUGAUAUUAUAGUUUGUGUAUCAUUACUGUAUUUCAAGGGGUCUUUCUAUCGAGGUUUGGAAAGAUGAUGAUUAAGAAAUAAGGCACGAAGGGGUGUAUACCUCAAACCCCCAGGGUGCCUUAUUGCUAUUGUAAACUGGUUACCAAUGUAAUUAGAGCAGUAAAAAUACAAUGUUGUCAUACCCAUGUUAUACGGUCUGCUAUACCACGGCUGUCAGCCAAUCAGUAUUCAAGGCUCGAACCGCCCUGAUUAUACUACAGUGGUGUACUGAGAUACAGAAAUGUCAUGUGUUAUUAUGGCUCAUAUCAAUUUGGGUCGUGAAAUGCAAACAGCUGUGUAAAAACAUCAUCAAUGUUAAAUUCAUGUCAGAUGUGAUCAUGCACUAUAGAUUCUGCAUGACUCUUCAAAUGUAGCACUAAUAUACAUACAUUUACAUUCAUUAUAUACUGUAUGUAUGUGUUCUCAUUUGUCAAAUACAAUUAAACAUCCAGUUGGAAAUA
Oncorhynchus masou masou (cherry salmon) is the source of this 2822-nucleotide messenger RNA. RefSeq names its product alpha-amylase-like. Gene Ontology annotation, biological process: carbohydrate metabolic process. The record is from RefSeq and is a predicted model, not a curated record. The coding region runs from base 704 to 2290 and encodes 528 amino acids. The transcript is spliced from 11 exons. Lineage: Eukaryota; Metazoa; Chordata; Actinopteri; Salmoniformes; Salmonidae. Gene Ontology annotation, molecular function: cation binding; alpha-amylase activity.